Molecule: messenger RNA, 924 nt
Organism: Tricharina praecox
Lineage: Eukaryota; Fungi; Ascomycota; Pezizomycetes; Pezizales; Pyronemataceae
Exons: 3
Coding region: 1-924 (307 amino acids)
Source: RefSeq, a predicted model, not a curated record
AUGCAACAACAUACCGGAAAUUGGAAUGACUCCGUAAAGUCAGAGAAUUGGGACGAAGAAGAUGCUUACAUCAAGCAAGAGAUCUGGCACGAAGAAGAUGCCUACAUCAAGCAAGAGGAUUAUGACGAAGAGUUCGACAUCAAGCAAGAGAGUUGGGACGAAGGUUUCUACAUCAAGCAAGAACCCCACGGGGAAGAUUUCGACAUCAAGCAAGAGAAUUGGGACGAAGAUUUCGAAAUUAAGCAAGAGGAUUGGGACGAAGAUAUUGACAUCAAGCAAGAACCCCGCGAAGAAUAUUCGAGUCCUGCUUUCCAACAGGAGUAUGAAGAAGAUGUUGAAACGGGAAGCGGUGGUCGUCAGAGGAUGAGGCAGGAUAUCAAGCGGGACUGGAAGGGAGUCUUUCGACGGCUCACGACAGGUGGCAUGAGCUCUGGCAACAAGAAGCCACGAAUUAAGAAGGAAGAUGUCGAGGUCGAGGAAGAAAAGCAGGUGGAGGAGAAUGACCGCAAGACGGCCCCCAAAGUCACGUUGUCCGAGAUUUUCCGGGCUGGUCAGAUCAAGGUGGGCAAUGUUUUCAGCCUUCGGAGGAAGUUCAAGAGAUCUUGCAAAGGAUAUUGGGUUCGCAAGAAUGCUGUGAUUACCCACACUGCCCCUUCUGGGAGUGCAUUCGGUGUCCGCUACGCCCCAGGCACCGCGGAAAUCCCCACCGACAAGCCGGAUGACAAAACGGCCAAGAACAUAUCAUCGCUCAACGAGCUGAUGAUUGUUCUUGGCCGGGAGCACGGAAGACCAGUGAAGAAACAGUUACAAGACAACGCGUGGAAUCUUCUCUGGCUCUUUCGCUCCGGGGAGGAGGAGGAUAUCCAGUUGACUCUGCUCAAGCAGAAGUACCGCGAGGGGAAAAUAGGCGAGGAUGAGGCGUAG